This is a messenger RNA of Athalia rosae (coleseed sawfly), 1792 nucleotides long. RefSeq lists its product as uncharacterized. The record is from RefSeq and is a predicted model, not a curated record. The transcript has 4 exons. The coding region runs from base 1 to 756 and encodes 251 amino acids. NCBI's taxonomy places the organism in Eukaryota, Metazoa, Arthropoda, Insecta, Hymenoptera, Athaliidae.
AUGCCCGUUUCUUCUCAUCAUGGGUCACUGGGGAGAAAAUACGCGAUUGGAAAAAUGGCGGAAAUUAUGGUAGCCUGCAAUAAAAUGAUAUUCAAACUUCAAGAGGAGGUUUACGAGGCGUCAAAAACCGCCGUUUCCAUGGGCGAGAUACCCGCAAUAUGCACCAGUAGCAGUACUUGUUUCGGCCCUCACCUCGAUUCGGGCUCGGAAAAUACGCCGGUCGAUCGGACCACCAGCCUCCCGACACCACCUGAGCCGAAAACCGUUCGCGAUCCACGUCUGAAGGAAAUCUAUGAAAAAUUGAUGGACCUCGAGAGCGUCGGGCGAGUAGAGUGGCUGAAAGUGUUCAUGCACAUGAGCAGCUACCUGAGGGUGCUGCGACCUUUGUCGAGGGCGGAUUGGGAGGAUAAAAAAAAAUUUAUCCACCGUCACACCCUGCGGGUCGACGGUCCGCAUCCUGGACUUUCGGAUAAUUUAAUUACCGCCGGUAAUAAACCACUCCGCAAAACCCGGAGACCCGGAAAGAAACCGGCCGUCGUUUCCACUCCGUUGUCCAUCAAGAACGUGGAAUUUGUGGGUCCGAAUAACGACGAAGAUUUUUUUUUCAAUAUCGAUCGCUCCGCAGUUUCUGGUACUUUGAAAAAAUCCAAUCCCAAGACUUUUUGCGAUUGUCUUUGUACCGCGAGCACCGACCUUUCGAGUCCCUCUAAAAAUCGGACAAAACGAUUUGCUGGGAAAGGUAACCGAAGAAUAUGAGCGCAGGAAACAAAACGAGAAAAGGUAUCUAAAUACAUCCCAUGUGGUAUGAAUUAAAGUCGAAUUAUAAGUCUGAAUAUUUUUCUGAGAUAAAAUAAUGAACUUAUAUUGCACCGAUUGUUUGCAAAGAAUUUAUCGUCUGAACACUUUCCGAUUAGUUGACGAGAAUUGUACAUGUUUCUGUAUUUAGUGUAAUUCAUUUUAUCGUUAACUGAAAUUGGUUGUUUUUUUCCCUUUAAUAAAAUCAACAAGUAUUAUCGCGUAAGAACUCUGGAACGUGAAAAUUUCACCGCGGAUCGAACGCGCCGAAUGAUUUUUUUAUCUUCCAGUUCAACAACUCUAGGUACCGCAAAUAUUUUCUAAUCAUUGGAAAUGUGAUUGAAUUGUCAGAAAUCUUCUUUAACUAAAACAGACCUUUUUAUAUUUUAGUUGCGUCCAGAGAAAAAAUAAAAAUCAGUUUAACAAGAUUGUAUUCAAAUUUUUUUGCACGACGUUCCAAUGUGCAAUUUUUCUUAUCAACUUAUAAUUGCACAACCUGAUUGCGAGCUUCGAAAGGAGGCAUGGUACCUAAAUUAUACAUGUUGAUUUAUUGGCUAUCUGACCUCGUGAUAUCGUUGAAAUUAUUCUACCGUGAAUUUUAUUCUCGAUUUCAAAUUUUCAAUCGCAUAAUCGUCUUCCCGAUGAAAUUAUUGUGGCUCAAUUUUUCAAAUACUUUUUCAAAACCCGAAUCAAGGAUAUUUAUUCACUUUGGCAUCCGGGGAGAUUUUCAGAGACAUAUCGGCGAUUCGUUGAGGAUCCUUCAUCCGUUAUUCACAAUUUCGAAAAGAGCAAACGUACGCUGCCAAUUAUAAAAGACAUUCACCCCUGUCCGAUGAAAAAAAUGAUCUAUGGAGAAAAUAUGCGUGUAUUACGAUUGCAUAACGAAUUACAUUAUACGAACACGAGUGAGAUUCCGUGGGAUUAUCUGGGAUACAGAUUAGACCUGUGGAGUAUUGCACUGGUGGUGAUGCUGUAGUUUUGAAUUUGAUUGCGAGAG